Molecule: messenger RNA, 3167 nt
Organism: Xenopus laevis (African clawed frog)
Lineage: Eukaryota; Metazoa; Chordata; Amphibia; Anura; Pipidae
Gene: aqp1.L
Product: aquaporin 1 (Colton blood group) L homeolog
Exons: 4
Coding region: 68-892 (274 amino acids)
Biological process (GO): hyperosmotic response; renal water transport; transmembrane transport
Cellular component (GO): membrane
Molecular function (GO): glycerol transmembrane transporter activity; channel activity; carbon dioxide transmembrane transporter activity
Source: RefSeq, a predicted model, not a curated record
ACUCUUCCCCUCAGACUUGAGCCGGGGCUCCAUAGGGAAGAAGCUGAGACAGAGGGAAGGAGACAUCAUGGCCAGUGAACUGAAGAAGAAGGCUUUCUGGCGGGCAGUGAUUGCCGAGUUUCUAGCCAUGAUUCUCUUUGUCUUUAUCAGUAUUGGUUCUGCCCUGGGGAUCCAGUACCCCAUACCCUCUGACCCCACCAACGCCACCAGCACUGACACUCGGCCACAAGACAUUGUCAAGGUUUCUUUGGCAUUUGGGCUGGCCAUUGCCACAUUGGCACAGAGCGUUGGCCACAUCAGUGGAGCCCACCUGAACCCAGCUGUCACCUUGGGCUGCUUGCUCAGCUGUCAGAUCAGUAUCCUCAAAGCUCUCUUGUACAUCAUUGCCCAGUGCCUGGGGGCUGUCGUGGGCACCGCCAUCCUGUCCGGCAUCACCACCCAAAUCAGCAAGAACUCACUGGGACUCAACGGUCUCAGCGAAGGAAUUUCUCAGGGGCAAGGCCUGGGGGUGGAAAUCAUGGUGACGUUCCAGCUGGUUCUCUGCGUGGUGGCAAUCACAGACAGAAGGAGGAAUGACGUCUCUGGAUCGGCACCUCUUGCCAUCGGACUGUCUGUGGCGCUGGGUCAUCUCAUUGCGAUCGAUUACACCGGUUGCGGAAUGAACCCAGCAAGGUCUUUCGGAUCAGCUGUUGUCGCCAACCAGUUUACCAACCACUGGAUCUUUUGGGUUGGACCAAUGAUCGGGGGAGCAGCUGCCGCCAUUAUCUACGACUUUAUCUUGUCUCCCCGGACCAGUGACUUCACAGACCGCAUCAAAGUAUGGACCAAUGGUCAAGUGGAGGAGUACGAAAUAGACGACGACCACGCAAGGGUGGAAAUGAAGCCAAAAUAAUUCAUGUGAUAUUCAGGGAGGAAAAAGUGAAUAUAGAGGAAAAAAAGAGACGAGAAUAUCAGUAUUAUGGACUUUUUUUGUAAAAAGGAAAAAAAAGAACAAUAAGCGUUUCCUAAAUGUGUUUUACUGCAGUUUUCUUUCCCUCUACAACUUACUGUAGUGCAAAAGAGAAACAAGUGGGAGUGUCUACAAUGAUUUGCCACACCCACUCUUUUCCCUUUAGCCAGUAAGGCCGCCGACCCCUCUAUUCUUACCGAUGCGGCUCAAAGAGAAAUGUUAUUAUUAAAACCAUGAAUAUGAUUAUUGUAUAUUACAAAGAGCUUUCGUUUUAUAUAUAGCACACAUCCGCUCAGGCUUUAGUUCCCCCUUAACCCCUACAUUGCCUAUAAGAAAUGUAGUAUAUUGUUACACGUUCAUGCGUAACCCUAUCUCACCGACUCUUGCCUACACUCCCAUAUUAUAUAAGUAGCUCAUCUAGAAAUGCUGGGUCAGAUAGGGAUACUGAAGGUGAAGCAUCUGGCGCACAUGAAUAAAGUGCAACAGUUGCAGCAAGUCUUGGACUAGGCCUAAGUGAAGCAUCUGGGGCAACCAGUGAUACAGACUCUAUUGAAGCAUCUGGCACACACAGUAACCCAAGCUUAAUGGAAGCAACUGCCACUUUCCCUCUAUUGGAGUGAAUCUGGUGCAUCCAGCAAUUACUGAACAUUAUAGGCAGUUAUUUGGGAUACUCCCCAAGAAAGACAUGGAAGUGUUAAUAGACAUAACAGAGGGUUGGAAUGUGGGCUAGUAAUACACAGAGCUGUACGACUGACGGCCAGUAAUGGCUAUUAUCUCUGGGCAUUCUAUUUAAAUGACGUUCGUUAGGGUGAGAAAAGAUGUAAUACAUAUUGUGGCCUUUCCUUUUGCUGGUGGCGCUGUUGCUAUAAGCUUCUAUGUAAAGUCACAUUAACUAUUAACUCCCUGUAGCCUGCAACAACCACCACAUCUCAUAACAUAAAGUCAGUGGAAACGGGCAAGUCUUGGGUGAUCUCUACAGUUAGUAUUUUGGGCUUCAUUUGCUUUAUUUUUCAACAGAACCAAUGUGCAAAGAAAUGGCACAAUUCUCACCCCCUCCCAGUUCACUUGGAAGAUUGUGCAAUGGUUAAUAACUUGAAGUCAACUUAAAUUGGAUUUACAAGGUCUUUUAUUAUGCUCCAUCUCCAUUUCUUCUUCUCUCUCUCUUUAUGCAAUGCCCCAUUCUAUUUCUCCAUCUCCUUUCUUCUUCUUCUCUCUCUCUCACUCUAUGCCAUGCCCCAUUCUAUUGCUCCAUGUUCAUUUCUUCUUCUCUCUCUCUAUACGCCAUGCCCCAUUCUAUUGCUCCAUCUACAUUUCUUCUUCUCUUUCCAUGCCCUGCCUCAUUGCAGGGACAAUUAUAUUCUACAUUUCCUCUUCUCUCUCCAUGUCAUGCUCCAUGCCAUGGACCAUUAUACAGUUCCACCUACAUUUCUUCUUCUCUUUCCAUGUCCUGCCUCAUCACAUGGACCAUUCUAUUGCUCAUCUACAUUUCGUCUUCUCUUUCCAUGUCCUGCAUUAUUGCAUGGUCUAUUCUAUUGCUCCUUCUACAUUUCUUCUUCUCUUUCCAUGUCCUGCCUCAUCACAUGGACCAUUCUAUUGCUCAUCUACAUUUCGUCUUCUCUUUCCAUGUCCUGCAUUAUUGCAUGGUCCAUUCUAUUGCUCCAUCUACAUUUCUUCUUCUCUUUCCAUGUCCUGCCUCAUCACAUGGACCAUUCUAUUGCUCAUCUACAUUUCGUCUUCUCUUUCCAUGUCCUGCAUUAUUGCAUGGUCCAUUCUAUUGCUCCAUCUACAUUUAUUCUUCUCUUUCCAUGUCCUGGCUCAUUGCACGGACAAUUAUAUUGAUCCAUCUACAUUUCUUCUUCUCUCUCCAUGUCAUGCCCCGUGGCAUGGCCCAUUAUACUGUUCCACCUACAUUUCUUCUUCUCUUCCAUGUCCUGCCUCAUUGUAUGGACCAUUCUAUUGCCCCAAAUCAGUUUUCCCUUAAUUUUCUUCUUUUGACACAUCAUUCGAGAUAUAUGCCAGUACCCAAUGGUAAAAAGACUAAAUAUAAUAGACUCAUAAUUAACAUUUAAUAAAAAGCCCCCCACUUUGUUAUCUCUAACACAAUUUAACCAGCAUAAUACAUUCCUUUAUGCGUAGAUUAGCUUUGCUAUGAAUAUCUGUUAUCAUCAACAUUGUAAAUACCCCCCCCAUGAAUUUUAAAUAAAAGGAAUGCUACUAA